This is a messenger RNA of Papaver somniferum (opium poppy), 3817 nucleotides long. Its product is annotated as protein argonaute 1-like. Bases 269 to 3583 code for a protein of 1104 amino acids. Gene Ontology annotation, biological process: regulatory ncRNA-mediated post-transcriptional gene silencing. NCBI's taxonomy places the organism in Eukaryota, Viridiplantae, Streptophyta, Magnoliopsida, Ranunculales, Papaveraceae. The record is from RefSeq and is a predicted model, not a curated record. The transcript is spliced from 20 exons. Gene Ontology annotation, cellular component: cytoplasm. Gene Ontology annotation, molecular function: RNA binding; protein binding.
GCACUACCUGAUUAACUUUUAUGGAAAAGACAAUGGGGCUUGUCGUUUCCAAUGCCUACAUAUAUUUCUAUAAUUAUAAACCCUGCGAGUGCCAAAAAUUAUUUUGAUCACCAUCUAAAGUUUCUUGGCUUUCUGAUAAUAUCUAAGCUUCUAUGUUGGAUUCAGCUCCAAAUCCUUAAAGAUCAAGGAAGAAUUCAAAGGAGGAGGCUUUUGAAGGUCGCCUGAGAAAGUCUUUGUUUUGAUAGUUUCGGACAAUACAAUACACAGCAUGGUGAGGAAAAGGAGAACCCAGGCUGCUAGUGAUGGUGAGACCAUGAAAUCUACAGAAACUGCUGGUGUCGUGGGCUCUGUUGAGAAGUGCCCCCAGGAAAGGAUUCCACCACCAUCGCAAGGGGGUGGAAGAGGCGGCAGAAGUCAGCAAAGUAAUUCGCCACCAUCGCAAGGGGGUGGAAGAGGUGGCAGGGGCCAGGAAAGCACUUCGCCACCAUCGCAAGGCGGUGGAAGAGGCGGCAGAAAUCAGGAAAACACUCCAAUACCAUCACAAAGGGGUGGAAGGGGCGGCAGAGGUCAGGAAAGCUCUCCAACAUUAUCACAUGGGGGUGGAAGAGGCGGCAGAGGUCAAGGAGGAAGAGGUUCCUCAUUUCCAUCACAGCAAGGACCAUUUGGAGCAAACGGUGGGCGUGGGUAUGGACGGGGACCGGGAAGAUAUCAAUCACAUAUUGAGGUGACAGUGCCGCAGCAAAACGUUGUUCCCAUGCAUGGAUCUGCUUACCAAGGUGGUGGCAAUAUUAGUGGCGGUCUUUCUUCUUCUGUUACUAUCCCCGCGCUGCACCAAGCUUCUCCAGCUGCACCACCUGAGCUGAAUCCCUCAGCUGUAAAACAACAAUUACAAAAGCUUUCAGGGCAAUCUGUUGGAGCUUCAAUCACAACUGUUCAAUCAGUGGGGACAUUCCCCGCCCGCCCUGGCAAGGGCACAGCUGGGGUCAGGUGCCUAGUCAAGGCGAACCAUUUCCUUGCAAAGCUACAAAUGCACAAGGAACUUUACCACUACGAUGUAUCAAUUACUCCAGAAGUUACUUCUUGGGGUGUGAACCGUGCAAUUAUGAAGCAACUGGUAAACUUAUACAGGAACUCGCAGCUUGGAGGACGACUUCCAGCUUAUGAUGGUCGACAUAGUCUAUUCACUGCUGGAGAACUACCUUUCGCUUCAAGAGAUUUUUCGAUUACUUUGCCCAAUGAAGAUGAUGGGAUGGGCAUCUCCAGGGCAGAGAAAAAGUACACAGUUACCAUCAAAUUGGUGGCACAUCCUGAUUUACACCAUUUAGAAUUGUUUUUGCAAGGUAGACAGACAGACAUGCCUCAAGAAGUUAUUACAGUUCUCGACGUUGUCCUUCGACAAGAGCCCACUGCUAAGUAUCCCGCUAUAGCUCGAUCAUUUUAUUCUCCUACAUUUGGUAGAAGGCAGUCCCUUGGUGAGGGCUUGGAAAUUUGGCGUGGUUUUUAUCAGAGUAUCCGUCCUACCCAAAUGGGUUUGUCAUUGAACGUUGAUAUGUCAUCAACCGCAUUCAUUGAGGCCUUGCCGGUCAUUGAGUAUGUGUCUCGUCUCUUGAAUCGGGACGUUAGAGGCAGACCAUUGACGGAUUCUGAUCGCGUGAAGAUUAAAAAAGCACUUAGGGGUGUAAAAGUUCAAGUCACACACCGAGGAAAUAUGCGUAGAAAAUACUGCAUAUCUGGCAUAACAGCAAGCGCAACGCGUGAACUGACUUUUCCUGUUGAUGAUAAAGGAACCCUAAAAUCUGUUGUUCAAUAUUUUCAAGAGACGUACAAUUUUACUCUGCAACAUACCUCAUGGCCUUGUCUUAUAGUGGGGAAUCAGAGAAAUCCAAAUUAUAUGCCCAUGGAGGUAUGCAACAUUGUGGAAGGUCAGAGGUACACUAAGAGGUUGAGUGAGAGGCAGAUUACUGCUCUGUUGCAGGUGACUUGCCAGAGUCCUCGUGAUCGAGAAUUAGAUAUCUUGCAAACGGUUGGUCAAAACGAAUAUGACAAGGACCCCUAUGCAAAGGAGUUUGGUAUCGAGAUCAGCAAGGAACUUGCUUCCGUUGAAGCCCGCAUACUACCCGCACCUUUGCUUAAAUAUCACGAGACAGGAAGGCAUAAGAGUUGCUUGCCAACAGUCGGGACGUGGAACAUGCUCGAUAAGAAAAUGGUGAAUCCCGGAAAAGUGGAUAACUGGGUAUGCAUAAACUUUUCCCGCAAUCUGCAAGAAGUUUCUGUGACUAAUUUCUGUGCAGAGCUUGCGCAAAUGUGCUGCACUCAUGGCAUGAUAUAUAACCCUGGUCCAAUCUAUCCACCAUACAUGGUUACUCGUCCAGAUCAGCCCGACAGAGCUUUAAAGGAUCUCAACAAGUAUGUCAAGACCAAACUCCAGCCGCAGGGCAAGGAACUAGACCUGUUGAUUGUUAUUUUGCCCGACAGCAACGGUUCUCUCUAUGGUGAUGUGAAGCGUAUCUGUGAAACAGAACUUGGACUUGUUUCCCAAUGCUGUCUAACAAAACAUGUUUAUAAGCCGCAAAGGAAGUAUUUGGCAAAUGUUGCACUGAAGAUAAAUGUGAAAGUUGGUGGAAGGAACACAGUCCUUGUUGAUGCUUUGUCAAGGAGCAUACCUCUGGUCAGUGACGUACCAACCAUCAUAUUUGGUGCCGAUGUAACCCAUCCCCGCCCUGGGGAACCAAAUGCCCCCUCUAUUGCCGCUGUUGUGGCGUCUCAAGAUUGGCCAGAAGUCACAAAGUAUUCUGGUUUGGUUUGUGCCCAAGCUUCUCGCCAGGAAAUCAUCGAAGAGAUGUACAAAGAGACCCGUGGUUCUGAUGGUGGAAUCAUAGAAGGAGGCAUGGUCAAGGAACUCCUACUUUCUUUCUAUGAAGCAACUGGACGGAAACCUGAGAGGAUUAUAUUUUACAGGGAUGGUGUUAGUGAAGGACAGUUUUAUCAAGUUUUAUUUCAUGAACUGCAUGCCAUCCGCAUGGCAUGCAAAGCUAUGCAGGAAAAUUAUCAACCCCCUGUGACAUUUGUAAUUGUUCAAAAGCGUCACCGCACAAGAUUGUUUGCAGAUAAUAAUAGAUCUAAUGCAGGUGAUAAAAAUAUCAAAUUCGGAAACAUUUUACCAGGAACUGUUGUAGACUCCAGUAUCUGCCACCCCACUGAAUUUGAUUUCUAUCUGUGCAGUCAUAAAGGCAUCAAGGGAACAAGUCGGCCAGCUCAUUAUCAUGUACUUUGGGAUGACAACAAGUUCACAGCUGAUGAGCUUCAGACCCUGACCAAUAAUCUCUGCUACACGUAUGCAAGGUGCACCAGUUCUGUAUCUAUCGUACCUCCGGCAUAUUAUGCACAUCUUGCUGCUUUUCGAGCUCGCUGCUAUAUGAUGGAUCAGGAGAGUUCUGAAAAUGGAGCGGUAUCGAGCAAUGCUGUCCCAACUAGUAGGGGUGCAGGCAGCAACUCAAGGCCAGUAAUUAGCGCUACUCCUGUUCCAGUUAGACCACUCCCUGCUAUCAUGGAAAACGUGAAAAAGGUUAUGUUCUACUGUUAGAUGAAGAUAACAUUUAUGCUACUUCUUUCUUUCGUUUCGUAUUGGACGAAUAUCUUUUAAUUUGGUUGAUUGAACCAUAUGGCUGAUGUAUUAUGUUGCGAUACCAAUACCAUAUAUAGCUAGCUUUCCUUAUUUAAUUAAAUUCGGUUUACCUUAGUUAGUUUCCUUAUUUUAGUUGGCUUCUUUAAAUCGAUAUUACUUGAUAAACAAGUAUAGAUUGCUUUAAAUACUCAA